Messenger RNA from Notodromas monacha, 2556 nucleotides. Lineage: Eukaryota; Metazoa; Arthropoda; Ostracoda; Podocopida; Cyprididae. The record is from the annotation of a GenBank genome assembly.
CGGACGUUGGACACGCUAGUCGAUGAAUUGGUUUGCAUCGAUUUUCAAUAAUCAUUUUCAUCAGUAUCCAAUAAUUUAUGAGUGCCUCUUCAUUUCGUGAGACUGCGUUUUAUCCCAUCUACUUUGUAUGUGUGUUUAUUGAGUGCAUUGAAGGAAAACUCACCAGGGGAAACACAGUUCGCAGGGAAACAAAGAGAGGAAUCGGCGGAAUUCGAUUUGAAGUGAAGUGUUCAUUGUCAAUUAUGACUUCUGGGAGUGCACGACACAACGCGGAUGAAUUGUUGGGCUUGUUUUCGGGCGAUCCGCAUUAUGCAAUGUUGGCCAAUUUCCGGAUUGAUAAAAAGAUAGGCAAAGGCCAGUUUUCCGUGGUCUAUCGAGCUGAACAUGUGGAUGGUAAAGUAGUGGCCUUGAAGAAAGUUCAAAUCUUUGAAAUGAUGGACGCAAAGGCUCGGGAAGACUGCAUGAAGGAGAUAAAGCUGCUCCAACAACUGAAUCACCCGAAUGUGAUCUGUUAUCUGGCAUCAUUUGUCGAAGAUUCCGAGCUGAACAUUGUUUUAGAGUUGGCUGAUGCUGGGGAUUUGAGUCGAAUGAUCAAACAUUUCAAGAAGCACGAACGCCUCAUUCCCGAAAGAACCAUUUGGAAGUAUUUUGUGCAAUUAUGUAGCGCUUUGGACCACAUGCACUCAAAACGCAUCAUGCACCGCGAUAUCAAACCAGCUAAUGUGUUCAUCACGGCCCAGGGAGUGGUGAAACUGGGUGACCUGGGACUGGGUCGGUUCUUCAGUUCGAAAACAACGGCAGCUCACUCCUUGGUCGGUACCCCGUACUACAUGAGCCCCGAGAGAAUCCACGAGCAGGGCUACAACUUCAAGAGCGAUAUCUGGUCACUUGGUUGCCUGCUUUAUGAGAUGGCAGCACUGCAGUCCCCGUUUUACGGCGACAGGAUGAAUUUGGUUUCCUUGUGCAAGAAAAUCGUCAAUUGUGAAUAUCCUCCGCUGCCUGCAGAAUACUACUCGGAAGAGCUUCGCAAAUUGGUCGCCUCCUGCAUCGACCCAAAUCCUGAGAAACGACCUGACAUCAAAUACGUCUACGAUGUUGCGAGAGAGAUGAACAGUCGUACCCAGCCUCCUGGCUCUGCAGCUUCAGCUAUGUCAAUUAUGUCACACGGGUCGACGAUGGCAUCGGAUGCUGACGAGAGCAACACCGACAGCCUCCGAAAGCUGAAACUGAAUGACUGACGACGCGCCAGCCCCAGGAGUCGAUAUUUCAGCUUCUGAAAACAUCUCUUGCUUGAAAUUUUGGCCGAGUCUCGAUAAUUAACUUCACAACGAAAAAGCACGUGAAUGGGGAAUUCUUUUUUUUUUUUAACCGUCGGCCAUCUGCGUAUAGCUGCAUGAGAAUUCGAAGAAACCCGUGUGAACGUUCCGAAUAUUGAUGACAGUGACGUUUCGAUUUUUGCUUGAGGUUAGGAAAAAUCUUGAAAAUUUUUUAUAUAAUCAUAAUUUAACUUUUAUUUUUCAUUAUUCUUAGACAGAUUUCUAAUUCAAAGAAAUUUCUCAGCUCUCUUCGCCUUAGAAAUGGAAAAGAAUCGCGUUUGCUUUUUAUAAUUUUGAAUUAGUGUAGCAAAACUGUUGAUUUAAAUGCUUGGCUGGAAACGGUGUGAGGUAAUAUUUUGAGUGAUUUUUUGCACUUGAAAAGUUGAAAUACCAUGUUGGAAGAUUGUCACUUUUGAAAUUAAGUAUGGGUGAAAGUUUUAAUGUGUUGUAUGCUGAUUUUCUGUAUUAUCUUUUUAUCAUCCAAAGAUUGUGUGUUCUACUACAGUAUUAAGCUUGAUCGCUCUAAUUUUUUUGGAAAGUGUGAAGUUCUAUACCUCUUACGCAUGUCAUACUCAAUAUUUCAUUUUCAGUUUUGACACUUUGGCCCACGGUUCUACAAAAGGAUUAUUUUUCUCGUUCGAGACUCGGCCAAUUGACUCUUGACUGGGGGGCCUUUGCAACGUAUCAAAGGAAAUACUGAUCGAAGUGAUUGAAUCCUUUCGAAUAUUUGUGGUUGAACGUUUUUUGUUUUGUUCUAAUGUUUUAAAUUGAGGGAAGGCCCGUCCAGUUUGAAUGCCAGUAACGGAGAAAAGGAUCUUAUUGAUGUGAAUCACAUGCCUCAAAAUGCUUCGAACGAUACGUAAGAGCGACUUUGCAAUUUUUUGAUCUCAAGUCGAAGUAAGGCGAUCUCAUUUUUGUGUUUGAAUGCUAAAAAUAUGCAUAUAUAUUCUUGAAUGAAGCACAGAAAGAAGAAAAAAACCUAUGAAUUCGGCCUCAAAAAACGCCGAUAUUUUCGCAUGUUGAUCUCCUUUAAGUGAUUCAGGUUGUGAAAGCAGAGCAAAUUUACCUAAUUGCGUCGGUGAAGCACUUGUUCAGCACAAAUGAUGUCAUAGAAGUCAUAUUGUUUUUAUUGAUCAAAUAUUCAGCAAGGGAACCGCAAACAUGGCAGAUACUUUUUAUUCGCGGAUCCCGUGAUGUGCAAGAACUGCAAAUAUACUUGGAUUAUUUGUUGACCGUCACA